This is a messenger RNA of Vespa mandarinia (Asian giant hornet), 4036 nucleotides long. RefSeq names its product nicotinic acetylcholine receptor alpha7 subunit (gene nAChRa7). Gene Ontology annotation, cellular component: postsynaptic membrane. Gene Ontology annotation, molecular function: transmembrane signaling receptor activity; acetylcholine-gated monoatomic cation-selective channel activity. Lineage: Eukaryota; Metazoa; Arthropoda; Insecta; Hymenoptera; Vespidae. Gene Ontology annotation, biological process: monoatomic ion transmembrane transport. The record is from RefSeq and is a predicted model, not a curated record.
AGAGAGGGAAAGAAAGUGAUGAACGAAGGAGUGGAGGUACAUCGGCGGUGGUGGAGGUGGUGAUGGUGGUGAUGGCGGUGGUGGUGGAGUCUCGUAGCUGUACAGAGCGCUAGCGCCAAAGAGAACUGCGGUGGCGAUAGCGCGCGGCGCUGCAGCCAAAUGAAAAUCAGUCCAGCGUUGGCCGUCGGCGAGGACGUAUCUGGCAUUGAUGUCAGUAUUUUGAAGAUAGAGAAAGAGAUAGAGAGAAAGACUCGACGACAUUCGCAAGAUCGAGGGGAAUCGAAGGGACUGAGAAAAUUGUGGUAGGGCCGAGAAGUAGCUAAAGAGGGAGAAAGAAAGACAAGGAGGACGAGAACGAAGACGAGAACGUGGUAGAUAGGGUGACGAGAGGGUAACGAUGAAAGGUAGCCAAGUCGAGACGAUGGUGUCCGGGCGCUGCUGCCGCCGUCGCCACUGCCACUGCUGACGAUCAUGAACGUUCCGGAGUUCGGUGAAAACAGGAUACAUUGUAUCUAGGUAGCCGGCUUUGUUCGAUCGGAUGAUCGAGAAGUUUUACGAAAGAAAGACUCCUCGUCGAGUCCAAUUGCGAGAGUAACAAUUCUUCUUUCUGGUUUCAUACGAUUCUCCUUUAGCACUCAACAUUUGUUUGCGGUAAAAAUCGGUUACAGUGAAGAGGCUAAUAGAAGGAAGGUUGAGAAUAAGAGAGAAAUAGAGAUAUGUCCUCGAUGCAGCACGAUGCAGCACGAGGGAAGCGCUUCGGUGGUUCUCUGGCUUAGUGCGUGCGCGGCGGCAUACGAGAAGAAGGGACACGUUGCUCUUGCAGCUGGUGCACGUCGUCGGUGGUGGACACGAUCACGUGCUCCCGAUAGAAGAACAAGAAGAACGAUGUCAGUGGCGUGCUCGAGAUAUCUACGAUCGUUCGGUGGACCCUGAGACUAAAGUGGAGCAGAAAGAAGAGUCGGAACAGGAGGAAGAGGAAGAGGAAGAGGAAGAAGGAGCAGGUGGAUCGCUUCUUUCCAACGUUGUCGAGAGAGUCCAAGCAGUCCGCUUCUAUUCGGCGCGCCUGCAGCCACGUGCGGAGACAACCGGACGAGGAGAAGGAGGUGGAGGAAGACGAGCCGGAGGAGAAGAGGCAGCGAGCAACCGGUAGUGGUGCUUGUGCUGGUGCUUGUGGUCGAGAAAGAAGCGAGAUUCUCGGUUUCUAUCUUUGCAAACAUGAGACAUUGGACACUCAUGGCGGCGAUAGCCCUGGCUGCAUUGGGGCUGGUAAGCGGCGGUAGUCACGAGAAGCGGCUGCUGAGCAAUCUGCUGGAUGCGUAUAACGUCCUGGAGCGGCCGGUGGGAAACGAGUCCGACCCCCUCGUCUUGAGCUUCGGCCUUACGCUUAUGCAAAUAAUCGACGUCGACGAGAAGAAUCAACUGCUCAUCACGAAUCUUUGGCUGAAGUUGGAAUGGAACGAUGUUAAUAUGAGGUGGAACGUCUCAGAGUAUGGAGGUGUCAGAGAUCUCAGGAUCCCUCCGCAUCGACUUUGGAAACCGGACGUUCUCAUGUAUAACAGCGCGGACGAAGGGUUCGACGGUACUUAUCCAACGAACGUCGUCGUAAAGAACAAUGGCACCUGCUUAUAUGUGCCGCCUGGUAUAUUCAAGAGCACUUGCAAGAUAGACAUUACCUGGUUCCCCUUUGACGAUCAGCGCUGUGAGAUGAAAUUUGGCUCUUGGACUUACGACGGCUUUCAGUUGGACCUGCAACUGCAAGACGAAUCAGGAGGUGACAUCAGCAGUUUUAUCACUAACGGCGAGUGGGAUCUGUUAGGAGUACCUGGCAAAAGAAACGAAAUUUAUUACAAUUGCUGCCCGGAACCAUACAUAGACAUCACCUUUGUGGUCAUCAUUAGAAGACGUACGCUUUAUUAUUUUUUCAACCUAAUCGUGCCGUGCGUAUUAAUCGCCAGCAUGGCCGUUUUGGGAUUCACCCUGCCACCCGAUUCCGGCGAGAAACUCUCCCUCGGGGUAACAAUUCUCUUAUCUCUCACUGUGUUCCUUAAUAUGGUGGCCGAAACAAUGCCAGCUACGUCGGACGCCGUCCCGCUCUUAGGGACGUAUUUCAAUUGCAUCAUGUUUAUGGUCGCCAGCAGUGUCGUCAGUACGAUCCUCAUUUUGAAUUAUCAUCAUCGAAACGCUGACACUCACGAGAUGUCCGAAUGGGUCAGGAUCCUUUUCCUAUAUUGGUUACCAUGCUUACUCCGAAUGUCACGACCGACCGACAAAGAGGAAAAAGACGCACAGAAAUCUCAAAAACCAUCUCCGGUCACCGGUACGAGCAAAUCGUACGGUGAUUUGGAGUUGCAUCAAAGGAGUAGCAAAUCACUGUUAGCAAAUGUCCUGGACCUGGAUGACAACGCGCUGGCAUCUCAUAACAAUUUAUUGAACAACGUGUACAGUACACCGGGUCCACAUCAUCAUACGAUGGGCCACGGACACAGUCACAUACAUACGACGCCUCAUCAUCAUCACAGUCACGCAACUCCCACGCCGCAUCAUCAGCAUUCGACACCGUUAGCUCACUCUUCCUAUCCCGGCCAUCAGCUUGGCCACACGCCGCAUCAUCAUCAGCAUCCGCCAGACACGGCGGCGCCACAGGUCGAGACGAUAUUUCAGAACGCCUGCUUUUGCGCGCGUUACGAGCUCAUACUGAUCCUCAAGGAGAUCAAGGUGAUAACGGAUCAGUUAAAAAACGACGAGGAAAACACAAAGGUGACGAAUGACUGGAAAUUUGCGGCGAUGGUGAUCGACAGAAUGUGCCUAAUCAUUUUUACUCUGUUCACCAUCAUCGCUACCAUCACCGUCCUAUUAUCGGCGCCGCACAUCAUCGUCACGUGAUUCAGAAAACCCAGGCAACUGCCAGUAGUUGAUCGUCGAAGAUCCGUACUGGAAUGCGCUCGAUUGAUCGCGAAAGCGAAAAAAUACGAUGGGGAGGAGCAGAUAAAGAUGAUCGAAAGAAAGAAAAGGAAGAAAAAAAAGGGAAACGAUAUCGAGAAGCAGAAAAACCGAUGUUCCUUCCGUUCUUCUAUUUUUCUCUCGUUCAUCGCGAGAUCCUUCUUCUUCCUCAUUGACAAACUCGAAGCACUCGAUUACGCUUCGCGUCAUUUAAAAGCGGAAGUUGAAGGGAUGCAAUACUGGAAGGAACAUACGAUCUCGACUUAUGUCUCGUAAACGUAACGUUUCUUUUAAAAAAAGAGGAAGAAAGAAAAAGAAUAACAGAAAAAGGAGAACGAGGACACCUUAUCGAAGCAGCAAGUCGAUAUAUGUACGUGGCUACGCGAUGGUUACAGAGAGUGGUAGUAGGAUCGUGAGAGGGUAAAUGAGGAACAACGGAAAUCUCAGAGAAUACGAGCACACACAAACGUGCACGUUCCUCGAUAGCAGUCGAUAUUUCUUCCAUAGUUAUAUCACGUUAUUAUUUCAUAUCUUGAAAAGGACUUAUCAAAUAGUUCCAACAUAUUUUCUCUUUUCUUGUUUCUUUUUUUUCUUUUUCUUUUUUCUUUUUCUUGUUUUUUUUUGUCGACUUAAAAUCGCACAAAAAUCUGUUCCAUUUAUUAAGUUCAAUUUUUUGAUUAUCGUUGUUGUCAAAAUAAUUAUUUUCAUUCUUAUGUUCCUUUAGAAGAAUAUUCUCGGAAUAUAUCGAACCGGAAAUAUCCGUUUAAUGUCUCCAAAGGAUUCUAUGUAAAUAUCUGUUGUUGAAAUUAUUCAAGAAAAAAAUGAAAAAAAAAAAAAAAGAAUUUGUGUCCCUCGAAAUCGUUCAAUAUCUCCUGACUGCUACUUCGAGGUACGUACACAUAAGCGUGAAGAGAACACAUACGCACACAUGAGCACACCAAGAUGUUUACAUAUGCAGAUAAAAUAAAGCAAUUCGAUGGGUACGUCGAUGAGAAAAAUAGAGACAAAGAGAGAGAGGGAGAGAGAGGAAGAGAGAAGGAGGGAGAGAGAGAGAGAAGAAAAAGGAGGUAGAGAUGGAGGAGGAGGUGGAGAAGGA